UCUCACUCUCUCUCUCUCACUCGUCGUAGGUUUGGUUUUUUCUUUCCUCUCUCUUUCUCACACACACAGUUCUGAACAUUUCUCAGCAACUAGCUUCUCUUUUUCCUUAUCUCCAUUAUUUUAUUCUCAGGCAGAGAACCCAAGACAAAGAGUGUUGGCAUACACAGUAGGGAGCAACAACACAACAACAGAGUUCAAUUGUUUCUUCUUCCUCCCUUUUUUCUUGGUUUGAGAGAUGUGAAGAAUCAGAAAUCUGGAUGAUUGAUUGAUUCAUUGAGCUGAAAAUUCUGAGUGAUUUGUUUGUUGUUGAUAUCAGAGAAGUGAAGAAGAAUAAGAAGAAGAAGAAUGUGGGAUCUGAAUGGCUCCCCUGUUAAGAGAAAAGAUUCAGAAUCAGAGGAGUGUUCGAAUUCGUUUAAGAGGCUUGGAUCUCUUUCCAAUUCAAGCUCCUCUGCGGUGGUCGUUGAAGACGGAUCGGAAGUUGAAGAAGACGGUGGCGCCGGAGCUGAACUGGUCGGCAGAAGAAACAAGAUAUUCGGAUUCUCUGUCACCCAUGAUGAUGAUAACGAGCCCAUGGAUACUGACAACCCGCCGGUGACCCGCCAGUUUUUUCCGGUGGAGGGGGCGGACACGGCGACGGCGACACCCUCCGGUGGUGGUGGUGGAAGCUCUUCUUCCUUCCCUCGUGCUCACUGGGUAGGAGUUAAAUUCUGUCAAUCGGAAGCUCCCGGUGCCGGAAACGGAAAAUCAGUUGAAGUGUCGCAGCCGUUGAAGAAGAGUCGCCGAGGACCAAGGUCGCGUAGCUCACAGUAUAGAGGAGUUACUUUUUACAGAAGAACUGGUCGAUGGGAGUCUCACAUAUGGGAUUGUGGAAAACAAGUGUAUCUGGGUGGAUUUGACACUGCACAUGCUGCUGCUCGAGCAUAUGAUAGAGCUGCCAUUAAGUUCCGGGGAGUAGAGGCUGACAUAAACUUCAACAUUGAAGACUAUGAAGAUGACUUGAAGCAGAUGAGUAAUCUAACUAAGGAAGAGUUUGUGCACGUACUUCGCCGGCAAAGCACGGGAUGUCCGAGAGGAAGCUCCAAGUAUAGAGGUGUAACUUUGCAUAAGUGUGGAAGAUGGGAGGCUAGAAUGGGCCAAUUUUUAGGCAAAAAGUAUGUUUAUCUGGGUCUGUUUGACACUGAGGUUGAAGCUGCAAGGGCAUAUGACAAGGCAGCAAUAAAAUCUAAUGGCAAAGAGGCCGUCACCAAUUUCGACCCAAGCAUCUAUGAUAAUGAGCUCAAUUCUGAAUCCUCGGGCAAACCUGCUGAUCAUAAUCUGGAUUUGAGUUUGGGUAAUUCAGGCUCUAAUAAGCAUAGCAAUGGUCAAGCAUUGGGGAAUCACGCCCCAAAUACUGCGAAUGAUCAGCAUCUGCCACCACCAGAAUCUCAGUGGCGAAAUGGGGGAAACAAGGCUAAGCUGGUGAAUAUACUACCAAAACCAUGUAGUAUAAGCAACAUGGAAGGCUAUGUAAAUGGACACGGAGAGAGUGAAGCCUCAUGGCUUCUAAGCCAAACUCACCUCCAAUCUCCACCCACCAAUGCAAUUCACAGAUAUGGUCCAUAUAGAUCACCAGGAGAGCCUCAAUUUCUUCACAAUUUUGCACACCUUCACCCCCAAAAUUUUCAUGUUCCGAGCAGCAGCAGCAAUGGAGGCCGAAUUGGAAGUGAUCUUUCACUAUCAAUGUCCGAUCAGCAACAGCAACAGCAACAGUGGCAAAUGGGACCUCCACAUUUGUUAGCAACUGCUGCAGCAUCAUCAGGAUUCCCACCACAGAUAAGACCAUCCCAAGUUUGGCUGCACAAAAAUGGAUUCCACCCUCUCAUGAGACCCUCUUAAGAAAAUCACUCAAUUUGUUCCCAUUGAAAUAAUCUUCUUUUUGUGAGCAUGUACAAAUGGAAGCACAACAUAGAGAAAGUCAAAAACCAUAACUUUACUAUUGAGGUGAAAGAGUGAAAAGGGGAAAAGCUAUGGGAACUCUCAUUUGUCUUGAUCUGGGUCAGUCAAACUAACAAACCGACGAAAUCUUUUAACCAGAGAUACUAGAUAUUCAUCAGGGCUAGCUAGCUCUGACUAAAUUUUUCUGAUCUUUUAUAUAUAAACUAUGAUUUAUUUGUUGCAUUUUUCUGUGUUAUGGUAUUUAUGACACCACCUAUACGUUUCUUGA
Lotus japonicus is the source of this 2203-nucleotide messenger RNA. RefSeq names its product floral homeotic protein APETALA 2-like. The transcript is spliced from 10 exons. The record is from RefSeq and is a predicted model, not a curated record. Gene Ontology annotation, molecular function: DNA-binding transcription factor activity; DNA binding. Bases 346 to 1875 code for a protein of 509 amino acids. Gene Ontology annotation, biological process: regulation of DNA-templated transcription. NCBI's taxonomy places the organism in Eukaryota, Viridiplantae, Streptophyta, Magnoliopsida, Fabales, Fabaceae.